Molecule: messenger RNA, 1059 nt
Organism: Acaulospora colombiana
Lineage: Eukaryota; Fungi; Glomeromycota; Glomeromycetes; Diversisporales; Acaulosporaceae
Source: the annotation of a GenBank genome assembly
AUGACAUUAAUCCCAACAUACGAAAUCGAUAGAACGGACUUAACAAGAUGGAGGUUAAAAGUUGAUCAUGGUAGACAAACGUGGCAUUAUUUGGAGAGUGAAGAGGAAAUCAGAAAUUAUCCUCAAUCUAUUAUUGAAAAGUAUUGGCUCGGUUUGCCUUUUGAAACCGAGAAGUUUGGUCUCCCAACAAGCGCACUAGAAUCAGCGCGGAAUGGAUUUGAAUUCUUCAAGAAACUACAAACCGAGGAUGGUCAUUGGGCAGGAGAAUACGGAGGUCCAAUGUUUUUACUCCCAGGACUUAUCAUCGCGAUGUACAUCACGAAAAUACCAAUCCCUGAAAGUUGGAGAUUGGAGAUCAUUAGAUAUCUGUUUAACAAAGCGCAUCCGGUUGACGGUGGCUGGGGACUUCAUAUUGAACACCAUUCGACAGUCUUUGGAACCGCGUUGAAUUACGUUACGCUUCGAAUUCUGGGAGUUGAUGCUGACCAUCCGCUCAUGGUAAAAGCUCGAGGAACCUUGCAUAAACUGGGUGGUGCUGCUGGUGCUCCUUCGUGGGGCAAAUUUUGGUUGGCAAAUUUAAAUGUAUAUGAUUGGGAGGGGAUUAAUCCGAUUCCGCCGGAAUUUUGGCUUCUUCCCUACAGUUUACCAAUUCAUCCCGGUCGUUUCUGGAUUCACACACGUGUGGUUUAUCUUCCCAUGGGAUACAUUUACGGUAGAAGAUUGAGUGCUGAAAAAAUCCCAAACUUUCUUGGCCUUCGGGAAGUUUCUAUUCAAGAGUCCUAUGCUCUCAUACAAUGCGAAGACGAAAACACAGAUUACCUUGACAUCGCCCCUGUAGGUUUGGCGGAUGACCCCGCGUACCAUGAGUCGAUGAUUCGGGCACUAGAAUUCUUGGACUAUUCUCAGUUUAAAAAUGAUCCCAUUUACAUGGAUCGAUGUUAUCGAGGAAAAACAAAGGGUGCGUGGGGAUUUAGUACCCGUAAUCAAGGUUAUGUUGUGUCGGACUGCACUGCUCUCGGGAUGAGUGCGGUACUUGGCCUCCAGGAAAAGCUUAGGUGA